AUGGAGCGCGGCGUCGGAGGCGGGCCUUCCGCAUCAAGCCUGGUUGCCCUGCUUGGGGAGAGUGAUGUCAUGGCUCUGUUCUCGCCCCGCCCCGUGGCUUGGAGGACGGGCGGGGCUGUGCGCGCCCUGCCCUUGUUCCGGGCCAGACCCGGGCUUGUUCAGAAUCAGGGCGUGCCGCCCUCCGGGGCGGGCUCAAGGCUGGGCCGGGCUAAGCUGUGCCAGAGCCGGGAGCGGGAGGAGGCGCGGCGCAGCGGAACGGCUAGGGGAGAACCGCGCUCGCUCGGGCCGGGGGCCGGCGAUGGCGUGAGCGGCCCGCCCGGGGGUGUGAGCGGCGCGCCCGCCAUGGCCGAGCCGGCCGAGGAGAGGCACUGCUGGGUCUGCUUCGCCACAGAGCACGAGGACCGGGCCGCCGAGUGGGUCUGCCCUUGCCGCUGCAAAGGCUCCACCAAAUGGAUCCACCAGGCCUGCCUGCAACGCUGGCUGGACGAGAAGCAGAAGGGCAACAGCACGGGCAGCGUGAGCUGCCCACAGUGUGGCACUGAGUACCGCAUCGUCUUCCCCAAGCUGGGGCCCCUGGUGUAUUUCCUCCACCAGGUGGACCAGAUCCUGUCCAGAGCCAGCCCCUUCGCCAUGGCCGGCAUUGUGGUGGGGACGGUGUACUGGUCAGCUGUCACCUAUGGGGCCGUCACGGUGAUGCAGGUAGUUGGCCAUAAGAAGGGGCUGGAUGUGAUGGAGCGGGCAGACCCCCUCUUCCUGCUCAUGGGACUGCCCACCAUCCCCGUCAUGCUGGUACUGGGUAGGCUCAUCCGCUGGGAGGACUACGUGCUGCGUGUCUGGCGGAAGUACUCCAGCAAGCUGCAGGCCCUGCAGGCCCUGGUGCCAGGGAUUGGGCGCCAGGUGUCCCCAGGGCUGCUGGCCGAGUCCCGCCCCCAGAGCGACCACCUGUCCCUCUCACGAACGCUGUGCGGGGCCCUGGUGUUCCCCACCGUCGCCAGCCUGGUGGGCAGGCUCCUCUUCCGGCGGGUGGACUCCAGCCUGCAGCGCACCAUCCUGGGAGGCAUCACCUUUGUGGCCAUCAAGGGGGUGCUCAAAGUCUACUUCAGACAGCAGCAGUACCUGCUCCAGGCCAACCGGCGCAUCCUUGACUACCUGGAGCCGGGCCCAGCGCCCCUGGACGAGGACAGCAGCACCGAGGGCAACCUCAGCUAGGCCUGGGGCCUGGCCCCUGCUCGCAGCUUCUUGGCCCGUGUGUCGGGCCGUGCCCUGCAGUCACAGCCUGGGGACAGAGCCCUGCCCUGGAAGGCUGUCUCCUAGCCCUGGCCCUGCCCCCUUUAUAAAUAGCCACUGGAAAUAUAAACCUUGUUUGAACAGCG
Molecule: messenger RNA, 1373 nt
Organism: Gopherus evgoodei (Goodes thornscrub tortoise)
Lineage: Eukaryota; Metazoa; Chordata; Testudines; Testudinidae
Product: E3 ubiquitin-protein ligase MARCH5-like
Exons: 8
Coding region: 1-1209 (402 amino acids)
Molecular function (GO): zinc ion binding
Source: RefSeq, a predicted model, not a curated record